Didymodactylos carnosus is the source of this 2053-nucleotide messenger RNA. The record is from the annotation of a GenBank genome assembly. NCBI's taxonomy places the organism in Eukaryota, Metazoa, Rotifera, Eurotatoria, Philodinida, Philodinidae.
UUUUAUCGAAAAAAAAAGCGCCAGAAUUUACAGUUAUGUUAUAAGAAAAAAAUGGUGUUGAAGUUUUGAAAGACGAUCAAACAUGAAAAGUUCGCUGUUUUAUCCUGCAGUUCAAAAGAUCCGUAUUUUCCAGUUUUUUCAUCCGGAGCGUUUUGAAACGAAAUUUGGCGAAAAAUAAGUUAACUUUUCUUCGUCACUUCAAUUCAGCCUAAACAAAUGAACAUCACAGUUUGUAGACUUGACAAUUCUCUACAAAAUGAGCUUUAAAGCUAAACAUUUUGAUCAAAGUUUUGAUUUUCUUAUCGAAUUAUUAGCAUUUUUUUGGUCAAAAUGUUUAUUUUUUCAAAUGAGUUUAGCGUUACAUCAUUCGUAGCGGUUUAUUAAGCUGAUUCCAAAUACUGACUUAUUUUUGUCCAGAAGUCCCAUUUAGACCGUAAAAAGUAGAAAAUAGUGAAAAAAGUUCGAGAAAAAGCGUCUAUGGGCCAUUUUGUUUUCAAAAUUCCUCUGUCUUCCAAAGGUCGUAGAACAAAGUUUCAUAGCUCAUUUUGUAGAGAAUUGCCAAGUCUACAAAGUGCGAGGUUCAUUGUUUAGGCUGAGUUGACGAAGAAGAGUUAAUUUUAUUCGCAACAUUUCGUUUUCAAAACUUGCAAUUUUUCACUUGUCUACCCUACAAAAACCACUUCCAUUUCAAAAACACACGAUGUUGUUCAGCUUUUGAUGGUCGUUCAAUUGAGGCAUUGCUUGAAGAGAACGGACAAAAGAUAGCGCAGUUAUAGGCAAAAUGGGGAGGACAGCACUUUCUUGAAAAUUGGCGAUGGUCCGCAUUUCGUAAAUUCUAUAAUAUAACUCAGCCAAAAUAAGUCCUGGAAGUCUAAAAAUUUUUUCAUAAUCCCAGUUUUGAUUGUAGAAUCCGAGAAUAGAAAAAAGGUCUAUGUCAAUUCUUUUUGCGUGACGGAGUGUCUCGUGGAGAUGGUGAAAUGUCUCUUAAUGAUCGACUUUUGUCUUAAAAAAUAUUUAUUGAUAUAUUUUCUUUAGCAAAGUUUGCUUUAAAAUCUGUGUACAAUAGUCAUCGUAUAACCUUUAAAUCAAACCUUCUGUCCACAUAAAGAUUUUUUCUUGCAGAUAACUAAUUUAUUACUGACCAAUCAUAUCUGAAACUGAAACCAUGUUUUUGAUAUGCAACUGACAGUUUCUUCAAAAAAUCCUGCCACGCCUAUCGCAUGAAAUAUCUGCUCGUUCCCGUCGGAUCCCAUGAGAUAACUUUUUCAAAAACUCGUCCCAUGGGAGGGAAUGGGCUUGUCUUAUCCCAUUAACACGAUCAGAUUUAACACAAAUAGGACAGAAACACUUUCUAGAUUUUCUGACGUCCUAACUUCACCUUAAAGAGAAAAGCAGGACGACAUUGACAAACUCUGUUGUAACAUUUCUUCUUUCACACAUUUUUGUACUUGAAGUUGUUGCCGGUCAUGAAACAACAUCGACAUUAAUGACAUGGACAAUUUAUUGUUUAACACAAAAUCCUGAGAUACUUUUGAAACUUCAGAAUGAAAUCGAUUCAGUUCUCAACGGACGACCACCAACAUCAGAAACAUUGUCAAGUUUAAUCUAUACGGAAGCUGUACUAAAAGAAUCAUUACGUGUCUAUUCACCCGUACCAAAUCUUCUAAGAAAAUGUGUAAAUGAGAAUACAGUUGUUGCCGAUGAUGGUAAACAAAUUUUCAUUCGGAAAGAUACGGAAAUACUCUUAGAUUUUUAUACACUUCAUCAUUCCGAAAAAUAUUGGCCAGAUCCCUUCAAAUUUGAUCCAACACGUUUUCUAUUGAAUGAAAAUAGUACUGGUGUGCAAUCAAAUAUAUUUUUCCCAUUUUCAACUGGUACACGCAGUUGUAUCGGUCAGGGUUUUGCAAUGAUUGAAGCAAAAAUUAUGUUAUCAUUGAUUAUACAACAAUUUGAAUUUACACUGAUACCAGGACAAAAGUUUAUACCAGAAAUUGUUGUGACAAUGAGACCCAAGGAUGGUGUAUGGGUUCGAAUGAAGUCUAGACAGUACUAG